Octopus sinensis (East Asian common octopus) is the source of this 2186-nucleotide messenger RNA. Its product is annotated as protein arginine N-methyltransferase 7. Lineage: Eukaryota; Metazoa; Mollusca; Cephalopoda; Octopoda; Octopodidae. Gene Ontology annotation, molecular function: protein-arginine omega-N monomethyltransferase activity. The record is from RefSeq and is a predicted model, not a curated record. The transcript is spliced from 14 exons. Gene Ontology annotation, biological process: peptidyl-arginine methylation. The coding region runs from base 54 to 2141 and encodes 695 amino acids.
CUAGAGUUAUGUCCCUUUUUUGCUAGAUAUUUUGUCUUGGAGCACGUUGUUUAAUGUUGAAAUCAGUUUUGACGGCUUUUCAACUUCGAUCUACAAUGAGUAUAUUCGUUUCCCAGUUCAAUCCACUCCUGGGGAAGAAUGAAUGGGUGUUACAAGACGAAAAUUAUGAUUAUCACCAAGAAAUAGCUCGCUCUUCAUAUGCUGAUAUGCUACAUGAUACCGAACGAAACCAGAAAUAUUUUAAAGCCCUUAAAAAGGCUAUUGAACAACGCCGAACAAUGAAUGAACAAGUUAAUGUUCUUGAUAUUGGUACUGGUACUGGAUUGCUGUCUAUGAUGGCUGCUAAAUGUGGAGCAGAUUCUAUCACAGCAUGUGAGGCAUUCACACCCAUGGCUGAAUGUGCAAAGAAAGUAAUAAAAAGAAAUGGUUUUGAAGAUAAAAUUAAAUUAAUUCCUAAAAGAUCAACAGAAUUAACUGUUGGUGAAGGUAAAGACAUGCUCCAAAAAGCUAACAUCCUUGUUACUGAAGUUUUUGAUACUGAACUUAUUGGAGAGGGUGCACUUAGUACUUAUUACCAUGCACUUCAGUAUCUUCUUGAGCCUAACUGCUCUGUGGUGCCUCAUUCUGCAAGAGUGUAUGUUCAGUUGGCGCAGUGUCCUUUGGGAAAAAACUGGAAUGAAGUUCAGCCUAUCACUAUUGAUAAAACCAAAUCUAUUUCUGUACCAAAAGAAAUGCAUAAUUGCAGUGGAGCUUUACAUUUGCAUGAUCUACAGCUAAACCAAUUGCACCAGUCUAAAUUCCAGCUCAUAACAGACCCAAUCACAGUAUUUUGCUUUGAUUUUAGUGACAAAGAAAAAUUAGUCACUGACAAAAAUCUAAAUUCAGCAGAACCUUUUAAUGCAAAAUCAUUGGCACACAUCACAGCAAACUCCAGUGGUACUAUAGAUACAUUAUUUAUGUGGUGGGAUCUAGAUAUGGACAAAGAGGGAGAGAUUCUAUUGAGUUGUGCUCCAUACUGGGCCCAUCCAGAGAGAAAAGAAGUUCAGUGGAGAGAUCAUUGGAUGCAAGCCAUAUAUUACCCAUCAAAAUACAUAGCAGUUGAAGCUGGAGAAGAAGUUUCCCUAACCAGUUGCCAUGAUGAGUACAGCUGGUGGUUUGAUGUGUCUACUAAAAAGGAGCCUCAAGUAUCCAUCAGUGAUGUCUUGCCCGUGUGUAGUUGUGGCAUACACUUAACUUAUGGCAGAAACCGUUUAGGAAUGUUGAAUGACUCUGUUCGGAACCAAGUUUACGUCAAUGAACUAAAGAAGGUUAUCAAUAAGGAUACUGUUUGCCUAUCUAUUGGAGAUGGUUCUUUAAUUCCUCUUAUUGCUGCUAAGUUAGGAGCCAAAAAGGUUUUUGCUGUUGAAACCCAUAAACACAAUUAUCAAAUCAUAGAGAGUUUUAUUAAAAGUAACAAUGCCGAAGGUGUUAUCACAUUAUUAGACAAAAUACCUACAAAGCAGCAGUUUGAUUUAAUGAAGGUUGAUAUCGCCAUAGGAGAACCAAGUUUUAAUUCUUGCCUGCUACCCUGGCAUAAUUUGCAUUUCUGGUACAUUCUCAGCGAAUUAUCUUCCACACUUACAUGUUACCCCAACAAAAUGAAAAUCUUUGGAAUGGCCAUGCAAUUUAGAGACCUUUCAAAAAUUCGUUCAGCAGUAAAAACAUGUGAAGGAUUUUGUUUAGAGGAAUUUGAUUCUAUGAUUGAGGAUUCCUCACUCAGAGUUGACCGAAAUAUUGAAGCUGAAGUACUCUGGGAAUAUCCAGGCAAAGCACUUUCUGAACCUCUUGAAAUUGCUUCUUUUGAUCUUUCUUCCAUUUUUGAAGAGAAUAAAGUGUAUAAUGAACACACACUAACAUUUACCAGAAAUGGAACAUGCAAUGGUAUUGCAUUCUGGGUAGAAUUCCAAUAUGGUACCACAACGAUUAGUACAGGCAUAAUAAACUCUGAAGAGAAAACAUCAGAUGGCUAUGUUACUUGGGAUAAACACACACGCCAAGGAGUUCAUUUGCUUAACCAACCUAUUGAUGCUACCUCUAAUGGAAAAUUUCCUGUCACUUUAACUUAUCAUCCUAAAUCUGGUCAAAUCAAUAUAGAAUUUUAACCAUUUAAGAACUAUGGAAAAAUUAAAUUGCUUUUAUCAAAAAUA